Dovyalis caffra is the source of this 222-nucleotide messenger RNA. Lineage: Eukaryota; Viridiplantae; Streptophyta; Magnoliopsida; Malpighiales; Salicaceae. The record is from the annotation of a GenBank genome assembly.
AUGAGUAUGGCUACCAUCUUUCACCGUGUCUUUCUCUCACUCAGAGAGAUCAAAGAUAGUGAAGGGGAAGAUGAUGACGACGACAAGGAAGAGAGGAAACAUUUAACUUUUUUAAAUCAGGUUGGCAAUCCAACGGAUAGCUCGGGAUUAAAAAGACACCUUGGAGCCAAUAGCAACGGAGGAGAAGGAAAACAAAGGCAGGAACAAGGGCUAGCAAACUAG